UACAAUUUGACAAAGGAAUCAAUUUAACUAAUUUCAAGGAACAUGGCCGACACCUCAGAACUUGAAGUGCUUUUCGCCAAGAUUGGUCUUGCUGAUGCCAAGACCAAAGAAAUUUUAAAGAACAAGAAGGUUUCCAAAUCUCUUGCUGAAAUCAUCGGCGAAGCUGAUGUUAGCUCAACAGUAGAAGACAAGAAAAUCGCCUUACUUCAUUCUUUGGCUUCUGAAUCGAAAGGUGCAGAAGUACCACAUAGAGAACUUGUGACUAAGGCUAUCAUCGGUGGCCGUUUGAAGACUAAUUUGCAAGUUUCUGAAGCUUUCAAGUAUGUUAAGGCGAAUCCUGAAACCGUCAACGUAGCCACCAUGGAGGAGCAUUCUGGUGUUGGUGUAGAGCUUACUGAAGCACAAGUUAAGAAUGAAAUUGUCAAGUACAUUCAAGCUAACAAGGAAGACAUUGAAACCAAGAGAUACUCUUGUGUUCCAAGUCUUUUAGGACAAGUUAAAAAGAUCCCUGAAUUGAAAUGGGCUUCUCCAAACUUGUUUAAGCCACUUAUUGAUGCUGAAAUCCUCACCUUAUUAGGUCCUAAAGAUGAAAGAGACAUUGUCAAGAAGGAAAAGAAGAAGGCUGACCCUGGUGCCAACAAGAAGAAGGCUACUGCUGCCGUUCCAGAAAAGCCAAGAUCUAUGUUUUCUGAAGGUUUCCUUGGUGAAUUACACAAGCCAGGUGGAAACCCACAAAAAUAUCCUGAGCUCAUGAAGGAACACUUGGCAGCUACUGGUGGUAGGGUUCAAACCAGAUUCCCACCUGAACCUAAUGGAUAUUUACACAUUGGACAUUCCAAGGCUAUUAUGGUCAACUUUGGAUAUGCCAAAUUCCAUGAUGGUGUGUGUUACUUGCGUUUCGAUGACACUAACCCUGAAGCUGAAGAAGAACGUUACUUCCUUUCCAUUAUUGACAUGGUUAGCUGGUUAGGAUUCAAACCAUGGAAGAUUACCUAUUCUUCUGAUUACUUCGAUGAGUUGUAUGCCUUGGCUGAAAGACUUAUUGAAUCUGGAUUGGGUUACAUUUGUCACUGUACUGCUGAACAAGUUAAGUUCCAUAGAGGUCAAAAGGCUGAUGGUACCUUGGGUGGUGAAAGAUCGGCCUGUGAACACCGUGGGAAGUCUAUUGAAACUAACUUGGAACAAUUCAGAAAGAUGAGAGAUGGAUUCUACAAGCCUGGUGAAGCUACCUUAAGAAUGAAGCAAGAUUUGGAAUCAAACUCUCCACAAAUGUGGGAUUUGGUUGCAUACAGAGUCUUGAAUGCUCCUCAUCAUAGAACUGGUGACAAGUGGAAGAUUUAUCCAACUUAUGAUUUCACUCACUGUCUUGUUGAUUCUUUUGAAAACAUUUCUCACUCCUUAUGUACUACUGAAUUCAUUCUUUCUAGAGAAUCUUACGAAUGGCUUUGUGAUGCCUUGAAGGUUUAUAGACCUGCUCAAAGAGAAUAUGGUAGACUUAAUAUCACUGGUACUAUCAUGUCCAAGAGAAAGAUUGCCAAGUUAGUUAACGAAGGUUAUGUUAGAGGAUGGGAUGAUCCAAGAUUGUAUACCUUGGAGGCCAUUAGACGUAGAGGUGUUCCACCAGGAGCCAUUUUGUCCUUUAUUAACACCUUGGGUGUUACCACUAACACCACCAACAUCCAAGCCGUUAGACUUGAUAGUGCUGUGAGAGCCUACUUAGAUGGUACUACUCCAAGAUUAAUGAUGAUUUUGGACCCAAUAAAGGUUGUUAUUGACAACGUUCCAGAAGAUUAUGAAGAAUUAAUUGAAAUCCCAUUUAAGCCAGGUUCAAAGGAUGAAACUUUCGGUACUAGAAAGUUACCAUUCACCAAGGUUAUUUACAUUGAUAGAUCUGAUUACAGAGAUGAAGUUUCUAAGGAUUACUUCAGAUUAGCCCCAGGUCAACCAGUUGGUUUAAUGAAGGUUCCUUUCAACAUCAGUGUUAAAUCCGUUGAAAAGGAUGCUGAAGGAAAUGUCACAUUGGUACAUGCUCAUUACGAUAAUGAAGCGGUAAAGAAGCCAAAGACUUUCAUUCAAUGGUUACCUGAACAAGAAAAGAUUGGCUCUCCAUUGAAAGUUGCCGAAGUUAGAAUCCACAAGGCCUUGUUCAAGUCGGACAACCCAUCUGCACACCCAGAUGGAUUUUUGGCUGACAUUGAUGAAAACUCUGAAGAAGUUUACAAGAAUGCUCUCAUUGAACCAUCAUUUGCUGAAAUUAAGAGUAAAUCUCCAUUAAACAUCAAGGUUCCUGACUCUGACUUCAACAUCGAAGAAAAGGCUGGAAGACCUGAAUCGGUUAGAUUCCAAGCAUUGAGAGUUGGUUACUUCUGUAUGGAUAAGGAAACUACUGAUGAUAAGUUGAUUCUUAACAGAAUUGUCACUUUAAAAGAAGAUUCUGCAAAGAACUAGAAGAUUAGAUCCCCCAUUGAUAUAAAUUAAAUCUGUUGUAGAGUAUUCUAAAAAUAUACUAA
[Candida] anglica is the source of this 2510-nucleotide messenger RNA. NCBI's taxonomy places the organism in Eukaryota, Fungi, Ascomycota, Pichiomycetes, Serinales, Debaryomycetaceae. The record is from the annotation of a GenBank genome assembly.